Chrysoperla carnea is the source of this 686-nucleotide messenger RNA. RefSeq names its product protein canopy 4-like. The coding region runs from base 63 to 686 and encodes 207 amino acids. Lineage: Eukaryota; Metazoa; Arthropoda; Insecta; Neuroptera; Chrysopidae. The transcript is spliced from 4 exons. The record is from RefSeq and is a predicted model, not a curated record.
UUUUGACACUAUAAAUGGUCAUAUUUGUUCUUAAUCGAAAAUAACCAAAGUUAACGCCAAAAAUGUACUUCAAUAAAAUAUUUAUGAUAUUUUUUAUCUUAAGUUCAAGUUUUGGUAAAGCUCCGUAUUACAUUCCCUCAUACUGUGAAGUGUGUAAAUCAUUGGUGGCGUUAAUUGAACAACGUUUGCGUGAAACAGAUCAACCGCAUCAUAUGCUAGGACUUGGUUAUUAUACAGACAACUUAGUACCACGGAGGCAGCAACAUUAUAUUACAUCCGAAUUACGACUGUUGGAAAUAUUGGAAGACGCUUGUUCAAAAAUUUAUGAUAUAAAAUCAACAGCUGAGGCCUAUAAUUCUAGAACACGACAAGUUGAAAAAAAGAAAGAAUUCGAUCUGAGUAAGAAAGAUUUCACCCUUAGAUGUGAAGCUUUAAUAGAAAAACAUGAAAAGGAUAUAGAAGCCUGGUAUUUCAAUUAUCAAGACAUACCAAUGAUCAAAUAUUUGUGUGAAGAUCGUGCAUUGCAACGAAGUAAUCGUGAAUGUUUAGAAUAUAAAGAUGAAAUAUCGUAUUACACUGAAAAUAAUAAAAACGCCUCAAAUGAAAAUUUGGGUGAUUUAAAUGUGGUUGAAAUUCGUUCAGGCAAAUACAUGAAGGAUGUUGAUGUCAAUAAUGAUGAUACAUGA